UACAAAACUUACUAUUGUAAGAAUAGCUUCCACCAAAACACCAUAGUUGCUACUUUUAUUGUUAUUGAUGUACAAUGUCAGUACAUUAGUACAGUAGUUUCAGCAAGGCGUUUAUUGGCUACAGUGCAGAUUACGUCAUGAAAAGCGCGACAGCGGCGGGUGUUUGUGUCUACAGUGAAAGUGAAGCCGGUGAUUUACAUGAAACAAGGCGCUGUCAUUAUAAGAUGGAAAGACUUCUGUGUGAAACACACGGCAGUACAUGCUUACUGAAGACCGGUGUGAAGGAAGGACCGAAUAAGGGCAAAAGUUUUUAUAUUUGCACUGCGCGUGAUGCAACGCCCUGCAACUUUACACUGUCUACAGAGAUCCCACCAUCGCACUGCCUUCAGCAUGAAGACUCCAUGGUUGAACUUCAGACACUAAUAUACAAUGAAAAACGGGACAAAUACAAGUUGUUUUAUCGCUGUAUGCUUGGAAAAUCUGAAGGACAGAAGUGGUGUGGUUGUGUUCCGUGGAGAGAGAAAAACCCUGAGAAAAGGACUGAUUUGUCAGAGAAAGAUCUUCAAUCCUCAAGCCUCACUCCUGUCAGAAACCCUUUCAAAGUCAAGACAAAACAGGACAAGUCUUCAGAACGCGAGAGAGAUCCAGAUGCUGAGAUCAAUGGUGAUAACAAACGUGUGAACGGUAAAGAUCACAGCAGUGCUAAAAAGAAAGAAGAGCGGUCCGAGACAACAGAGAUAGAAGGGAAUAACAAGAAUGGGUCAGAUGGUCAAAGCGGGUUGGACAGAGAGGGGAAAGACUCAGAGUCUUGGAGGAACAAGAAACUUCCCGCUGGGAUGAAGAUAAAGAAGAGAGCGUCUGAUGAUGAGAGGUUCAGGAGCACCGCAGAGAGUCCUGAGAGUCCAAACUCUGUGGACGAAAGUGUUCAAGGACCGAGUGAAUCCGAGACCAGCCUCAAACACCAGCAGGAGAAGAAGCCUACAAAAACAGGCGGCUCUGCACAGAGCUCAUCCGGAUGCGAUAAGAAAGCUUCAGUAGAGAAUGAAACAAAGGAUGACCGCUCAAACAAGCAAAGCACUGCUGCUUCAAAAUCAGCUCCGGAUAAAACUCAAAGCUCCGCAUCGCAGGACGGCCCAGUUUCUGAAAAACCCACAGCACUUAAUGUUCAGAAGGCCGUAGCGAAGCAGAGUCAGGCAGAGGACCGGUUUGGUGAGUGGAGCGACGAGGAGGAUGAUGUUCAGCUGGUGUCGGUACAGAGUGCUCCGACUCCAGCCGCACCUGUUCAGAAAACACUCACCUCUUAUCCUGGUUUCCAGCCUGCUUCUAAAGUCCAGGGUCGGUCUGAGGACCCCGGGGCCCUCCACAGCCAUCUCACAGCCCAGCUCAAGCAGAAGAAGGCCACUCUUUCAGUGGUGAAUGUGUCGGCUCUGCCAGAUAAAGGGGAGCGUUUGAAGAGUCAGGUGAAGGAGCUGGAAGAGGCUCUGGAGUCUCUGAGUCUGACCACGGAGUCGCUGUCUGAUAAAGAGUCUCAGGAUAAAGUCAAAUCGGAGGCAGAACAUAAAGCAGCACACAGCCAUUCCAAUCCAUUCAGUCGUCCUGGAAGCACCGUCCUCCUGCCCGCCGCUCCAGCUCUCGUGAUGAAGGAGUCCUCUGGUAGCUCACUGGGUCUGAACCUGAGCCAAGGCUACUCCCAGAUGUUUGGAGUGAAUCCUCAGAGCCAGGCUUUCUAUGGUGGCAGGAUGACUGAGAACAGACUGCUGGCUGUCCGCAAUGCCACCACUGAGACCAUCGACCAUCUGCACGACUCGCUGGAGUCCUGCCCUUCAGAAGACACAGAGGCACCGGAUCCCAAAGGAAUCAAGGUGGCGCUGUUGCCUCAUCAGAGGAGAGCUCUGGCCUGGCUGCUGUGGAGAGAGACACAGAAACCAUGUGGCGGAAUUUUGGCUGAUGACAUGGGCCUGGGGAAGACUCUCACAAUGAUCGCCCUCAUUCUGGCUCAGAAAAAGAAGAAUGAAAAACUGGAGGAAUGGAUUUCUAAAAACGAUUCAACCACAGUGGCUUCUCAGGGGACGUUGAUCAUCUGUCCUGCUUCUCUGCUGCAUCACUGGAAGAAAGAGAUUGAGAAGCGUGUGAAGAGUAGCCGUCUCAGUGUGUAUUUGUACCAUGGCCCCAACCGACAGAGGAGUUCAGGCGUCCUUGCCGAGCAUGAUGUUGUGAUCACCACAUACAGUCUGGUGUCUAAGGAGAUCCCGGUGCAGAAGGAGGAUGCGGAGAAACCCUCUAAGGACUCUGAUCAUGUGGCCACAGACCUGCCUCCUCUGUUACGUGUUGCCUGGGCACGUGUGAUUCUCGAUGAAGCUCACAACAUUAAGAACCCAAAAGUCCAGACAUCCAUGGCGGUGUGUAAGCUGCGGGCCCGAUCACGCUGGGCUGUUACUGGAACCCCUAUUCAGAACAACCUGCUGGAUAUGUAUUCACUCCUCAAGUUUCUGAGAUGCUCUCCAUUUGACGAGUAUAAGCUGUGGAAGGCUCAGGUGGAUAAUGGCUCAAAGAGAGGAGGAGAGAGAUUGAACAUCCUCACCAGAGCUCUGCUGCUUCGCAGGACCAAAGAUCAGCUGGAUGCUACAGGAAAACCACUGGUCUCUCUGCCUGAUCGGACGUGUGAGGUUCACAGGUUGAAGCUCUCUGAAGAUGAACAGGCUGUAUAUGAUGUUGUGUUUGCUCAAUCCAGGUCCACACUGCAGAACUAUCUGAAGAGACAUGAGGAAGGAAACACUAAAAAGGGUGACAGUAGUAAUCCUUUUGAGAAAGUUGCACGAGAGUUUGGGAUGUCUCAGCAGGAACCGCUGUCUUCCUCUCAGCAGCCUCAGGGCUCCAGCACCAUCCACAUCUUAUCACUGCUGCUGCGUCUCAGGCAGUGCUGCUGCCACCCGUCUCUGCUCAAGAAGACUCUGGAUCAGUCGGAGAUGCAGGGGGAUGGUGUAGCUCUGACUCUAGAAGAGCAGCUGUGUGCUUUGUCUCUAUCUGAGCCCUCUGACCCUAAAGACACUGUGUCCCUCAACGGCAACCGCUUCUCCUCUGAGCUCUUCCAGGACACUCGUGAAAGCACUAAGAUUUCAGCCAUUCUGACAGAGUUGAGAGAAAUUAGGAAGAAAGAUCACAAAAGUGUGAUUGUGUCUCAGUGGACCAGCAUGCUGCAUAUCGUUGCUGUUCACUUGGAGAAAAUGGGGCUAAAGUUCUCAGUAAUUGAUGGCACGGUCAAUCCUAAACGCAGAAUGGACCUAGUGGAGGAGUUCAACACUAACCCUAAAGGACCACAGGUGAUGCUGGUGUCUCUGUGUGCUGGAGGUGUGGGAAUCAAUCUGAUUGGAGGGAAUCAUCUGUUUCUCAUGGACAUGCACUGGAAUCCAGCACUAGAGGACCAGGCCUGUGAUCGGAUCUAUAGGGUGGGACAGUCGCGGGAUGUUACAAUUCACAGGUUUGUGUGUGACGGGACAGUUGAAGACAAGAUCUCUUCACUACAGGAGAAGAAGAAGGAACUGGCUCAGAAAGUCUUGUCUGGAACUGGAUCCUCAUUCACUAAACUGUCUCUGGCAGAUCUCAGGGUCAUCUUCGGUGUGUGAUAUGCAUUUUAUUUCAUAAAACUAAUAUUAAUCUACAAACAUCAUUUUAUCUACUUUCGUUGUUGUCUUGAAUCCGUUAUUGUAUUUCUAGGAAGAUAUCAUGAAAUCAAAGACUUUAUAUUCAAAUGGCUAAUGUUUACAUUGAAUAAAUUUAAAGGAUGUCACUA
This is a messenger RNA of Onychostoma macrolepis, 3790 nucleotides long. It is a transcript of the gene ttf2, whose product is annotated as transcription termination factor, RNA polymerase II. NCBI's taxonomy places the organism in Eukaryota, Metazoa, Chordata, Actinopteri, Cypriniformes, Cyprinidae. The record is from RefSeq and is a predicted model, not a curated record. Gene Ontology annotation, molecular function: ATP-dependent chromatin remodeler activity; ATP binding; zinc ion binding. The transcript has 23 exons. Bases 138 to 3623 code for a protein of 1161 amino acids.